Molecule: messenger RNA, 1650 nt
Organism: Cataglyphis hispanica
Lineage: Eukaryota; Metazoa; Arthropoda; Insecta; Hymenoptera; Formicidae
Product: homeobox protein E60
Exons: 1
Coding region: 1-411 (136 amino acids)
Biological process (GO): multicellular organism development; neuron differentiation; regulation of transcription by RNA polymerase II
Cellular component (GO): nucleus
Molecular function (GO): DNA-binding transcription factor activity, RNA polymerase II-specific; RNA polymerase II cis-regulatory region sequence-specific DNA binding
Source: RefSeq, a predicted model, not a curated record
AUGUUCUUGGAUGAAAAUAUUGACAGAUAUGAGUUAACGCUAGGACCAUCCCGUGUUGCAGGUCCGCGCACGAGAAGAGUGAAGAGGACGGACGGACGCGGCGGCGGUACACCCGAAGAGAAGCGUCCCAGGACGGCGUUCAGCGGCGAUCAGUUAGCGAGGCUGAAGAGGGAAUUCGCGGAAAACCGAUACCUGACGGAAAGACGGAGGCAGCAGCUCUCGAGGGAUCUAGGUUUGAACGAGGCACAGAUCAAGAUCUGGUUCCAGAAUAAGAGGGCGAAAAUCAAGAAGGCCAGCGGCCAGAAAAAUCCUCUCGCGCUCCAGCUGAUGGCGCAGGGGCUCUACAAUCACUCGACGGUACCGCUCACUAAAGAGGAGGAGGAACAGGCCGCGGAGCUCCAAGCGAAAUGACGUAUGCAAACUUAAACGGAAACAUUCGACAAAAUGUUCAUAUGUAACUUGGAAACCCUAAAUUUCGUAUCUGACCCCAAAGACGCUAUAAGCAAAGAUUAAAUUAUCUCUCUCUCUCUCUCUCUCUCUCUCUCUCUCUCUCUCUCUCUCUCUCUCUCUCUCUCUCUCUCUCUCUUUAUUUCGUUUUAAUCCUUCGCGCAAGGAUUUUUGUGGAAAAAUCGGGAGAAGGAAAAGUAGAAUCUCUGCAAAAGUUAAAAUAUACUUAGAUAGAAUAAAAAAAAUUCUUUCGAUACGAUUAAAGAAACAUUUGAUAAUAUUAGAAUCUCGCGAAGCGAUCUUUUUUUUUUUUUUUAAUGCGUCAUCUUUGCAAAGGAGAAUGCGAAUAUCACAAAAAAUAUUUUUAUUAAUUUUGCUAAUUGUGCAAGUUUCUGAAAGCAAGUCAUAAUUAACCAAAGCGGUGUAAAUUUUCGUGUUAUUUAAGAAGAAAAAAAAAAAAAAAAGAUAAAUAUGUGGUGUGUUAUACUUUGAAGAGUCAUAUUGGCCAAAUAGGUAAUAAAAAGGAAAGCUUUCUGAGCGGGCCCCCGAAGUUUACGGUCUGCCAUUUCUCUUCCUUAAAACGAAAGACUGGAGUAUUUAUUUCGUUAGAUGUACUAGAGUGACAACUCGUUAGACAGCAAACGAAUCAACUCGAGGAAUUCUUGUUCUUGUAAUUAGAGCUUCCGAUAGAACAGCAUUUGACGUAUGUCGCUCGCCUUCGUUCGACAGUUAAUUGUGAGAAACAAAAAAAAGAAAAGUAAAAAAGAAAUGUUAGUUACCGAGAUGGCUGCGUGAAUAAGUUACGGUCGCGCGCCGUUUCUUGCCAUCGCUUCGAAAGGUGAUGAAAGGUGAUGAAGUAAGUAUAAAAACCACGGCACACAUUCCUAGAUCGAGGCACGACAGGAUCAGAUUUUGACUUUCGUCGAGAGGGAAAAUUUCUCUCACACAAAAUUUGAUCCGGUUUUAAGGUGAAAACAAACAUGUGUUCGAUUAGCGUAACUGCGAUGGCUUGGCAGCGGUUAAUUUUUCACGAAGGAGAUUAGCAAGUGCCAUUUUUUUGCAAUUUUUUCCGGCAAGAUUAUUUACACGAGAACGUGCGGAAUCACCUCCGUGAUUAAGAGAAGACUUGAAAUCGAGUGAGUAAGGGGGAAAAUUAGAUUUUACAUUAAUUUAUUGUAUAAAAAUGUAUUAUAUAUCGCGAAG